Molecule: messenger RNA, 429 nt
Organism: Heterostelium album PN500
Lineage: Eukaryota; Evosea; Eumycetozoa; Acytosteliales; Acytosteliaceae
Exons: 2
Coding region: 1-429 (142 amino acids)
Source: RefSeq, a predicted model, not a curated record
AUGGUUGAGAUACCAGAGUCAGAAGUUAAGAAAAAUUUAGCAAAAGAAUGUGAUAGAUUCUUUUCCCAGUGCCUUAUAGGUCCUUCAUAUAAAGUAUCUUGUGAAAGAGCAAAACAAGAAUGCCAUAAAUCUAAAUUUGCUAAAAUAUGUGAAAAUAAAAAUGCUCCAGAAUAUCAGAGAGAAAAUUUGUGCCCUAAAGCUCCAGCAUCAGGCCGACGUUUUGUUCCUUCAGAUCCAGUAACUAGUUCAAAGUAUUCCGAACAAACUAAAGUGUGUCGAAAUGAGUAUGAUCGUUGUAAGAAAAGUUCAGGUUACUUGUCCAUUUGUAGAGAUGCCAGAGCCGAUUGUUCAAAACCGUUUCUCAAAAAUGAGUGCGAUUCUAAUAGAGUGCCAGAAUAUGCCAGAGAUCAACUUUGCUCUUAUCUUUAG